Haliotis rufescens (red abalone) is the source of this 1943-nucleotide messenger RNA. RefSeq lists its product as uncharacterized. The record is from RefSeq and is a predicted model, not a curated record. Lineage: Eukaryota; Metazoa; Mollusca; Gastropoda; Lepetellida; Haliotidae. The transcript has a single exon. The coding region runs from base 1 to 810 and encodes 269 amino acids.
AUGUAUUUGAUUUUUCAUGUAAAUGCUGAUGGUACAGUGGUGGAAGAAAAGUCUCAGUUUGAACCUGAUGAAGUCUACAGUUAUUGCCAGCAACUAUUCCACUGGGCUCUCCAUUUAAUGGAGCUUGAUGACACAGCCAAAGAGGGAGACAGUGAUAGACUUAUCCAUAAUGCCAAGAUGAACAUUCCAUUCUUUUUUGCCCAUUCUUCACAGAGUAAAUAUUUUGUGGAGAAUAUUGACUUUCUCAUUAAAGUCUGCUACUUGCUCUCUCCAAUGAUGAAAGAACUUGUCCUUGACACAGCUUUCAUUAACACCAAGGGAGGAAUUUCAAAUUGUGUUGAGGCUGACCUAGUGCAGGAACACAGCAUAAAGAAUCAGAAGGCGCUCAUCAAACAACUUGGUGCCAACAAGACCAAAAACGCCAUGAUAACAGCAACAGGUGCAGCAAGUGCAAUAUUCAAAGUUUGUGACAACCUGAGGAUAUCUCUUGGAGUCAAACGACAGUCAACCAGACAUUCCAAAAGGAUUUGUAUUUCUCAGAUAGAGUCAAUUCAAAAAUCACUUAAUGAAUUGAGGCCAUUUCAUCAUUGUGCAGGAAGAAAGUGUCAUGGGUUUAAGGGCAUUGUAUCAUCCCCUUUCAGAAAGUUCACAAAAUCUAGUCUUUUCAUCAGAGUCCAAGAUAUUGUGUUCAGAUUGAUGAAAGGUGAUCAUAUUGACAUGGAUGACAGAUGUAAUCAGUCUGAUGAUACCAGUGAUUCGGUUGCUGCUGCUGAUGAUGGCGAUAGUGAUGAUGAACUUCCACCUGUGUAGUUGUGGCAGAGUGAUAUUUUGUAUAUACAACUUAUGUUAUAAUUCUAUUUUAGCCAUAGUUUUAUUAAAGGCGACUAUGCUUGUCGUAUAAGGCGACUAACGGGAUCGGGUGGUCAGGCUCGCUGACUUGAUUGAUCCAUGUCAUCGAUCCCAAUUGUGUGGAUCAAUGCUCAUGAUGUCAAUCACUGGAUUGUAUGGUCCAGACUCGAUUACUUUACAGACCAUCGUCAUAUAGCUGGAAUAUUGCUGAGUGCGGCGUUAAACAACAAACAAACAAAACAUUCAGAAUUUAAUUCAUGGAGCCAAUGGACGUGUUAAUUUCAUGGAUUUGAAGGUUAGUUGUAGUGUAUUUCUUCUGUGAUGCUUUAUAUGUAUUUGUGUAUUUCUAAAUCUUACAGUUAGAAAUAGGUUGUGCUAGGUUUAUUGCUAGUCAGGUUGUGUAUUGAAUUCACAGUUCAGUGUAUCUGGUUAUGAUUAUUUUAUAUGAUAAAGUAUUAUCAUGAUUGUAAAGAAGUUUCUUUAAUUGAUAAAUAGUUAUUUUUUUCUAGGCUAUUAUCAUCUUAACCUGAACAUUAACUAAGUAAAACUAAACCCUAAAUAAACUCAUAGUAAUUCUCAUACCUCAUGCAGUAAUUCUCAUACCUCAUGCCGCCCUCGAAACGAUCUUCUUCCAUGACACAAUGAUUAAUGUAACGUUCACCUCGACGUCGGUAUACGCGAAUCCGUCCGUGGGGAUUGCAUAAAAGUCAACUUUUGCAUGAAAUGCAUGCUUUUCUGUAGCAGUUGCGGUUUUGUGACUUGAUUCCAUAUAUGUACUACAAUAUUGAAAACCAAACUUUACUUGUUUGAAAAAUACACUAAAAUAUUGGUGUCACAGGAACUUUUGUUGUUGAGUAUAUAUUACUGUAUCUUUCUGCAGGUUACUUACUACAUGAGUAACAUAGGUUUCUCGCUAUUUCUCGCUAUUUUAAGUUAUAUAAUUGAAUGUCCAUUAGAUUUAAGGCCAUUCUGUAUAUUAUAACAAUGUCAUUGUUCUAUGUCUUUUGUGCAGUAUGUCUUAUUAUUUAUACAUUGUUUCACAGCAUAUUUAUUCCCCUCUCUCUUCUGAGAAAAUAAACAUCCAUCAGCUCACA